Molecule: messenger RNA, 2565 nt
Organism: Fonticula alba
Lineage: Eukaryota; Rotosphaerida; Fonticulaceae
Exons: 12
Coding region: 93-2450 (785 amino acids)
Biological process (GO): regulation of DNA-templated transcription
Cellular component (GO): nucleus
Molecular function (GO): zinc ion binding
Source: RefSeq, a predicted model, not a curated record
ACACACACAUAUAUAUAUAUAUAUCCCCGUGGCCCCGAGCUGCCCUCAAGUUGUCCUCCAGGUCCCGGCCUCCCCCUCCCCACACGCGAACCAUGUCCGGAGCACUGAAGCCGGACACCCUGCCGAAGGAUUUCGUGGUCUGGGCACAUAGCACCCUUUGCGAGUUCCUGCCCGGGGUUUUCGAUGAGGCUUCAGUCCGGGACAUCAUCUGCGAUCCGAGCUUCUCCUUCACCGACAUCCUCGGCGACUCGAGGGAAGUGCGCAGCUUCGCCUCGGAGCUGAAGCGCCGUCUUGGCGAGCUGACCGCCCCCCCACCGACUCGCCCGAAUGCUGCGUUUGUCCCUCCGGCCAUGCCCGCGGCACAGGCCGCCCCGGCCGCCCGGGCCAGGGCCCCCGCCGCUCCGCGAGCCAGCACCUCCCAGGCCUUCCCCCCUCCGUCGGCCGGCCCCGCUGUGGACCAACAGGCCUACACCCCGGUGGUUCCGCAGAUGAUUAACUCCAAGGUGUCUGUCAUCAUUCCCGCUUCGAGUCAACGCAGCCGCCGGACCAAGAAGGCCGCCGCCCAGGAGCCGGCCAGCUCGCAGCCCGCGUCCCCGGCCCUGGCUUCGGCCCCGGCCUCGGCCCCGGGCUCGUCCUCCUCGGCGGGGCUGCUGUUCCCCAUGUCCACGUCGCUGAUGCAUCCGAAGGUCGAGCAGCCGGCCCCGGCGGAGCCCGAGCAGCCGGCCACCCCCGAGCCGGCCCCUGUGCUGACCCCGGCCCAGCGCGAGGCCGCGGCCCACCUGGAGGCCCAGCAGACCAUGAAGGAGGUCCAGCGCCGGCGGGCCAACCUCCAGCGCCGUGCCCAGCGCAUUGAGCUGAUGGAUUUCCUGGCGGCCUCGGCCGAUGUCGAGACGCCGGUCGUCAAUGGCAUUUGCGGAUGCAUGGCCACCGAGCACCCGGUCCUUUGCAAUUGCCUCUCCUGCGGGCGAAUUCUUUGUGUGCGCGAGGCCCCGGCGGCUGAUGAUGCCGGCGAUGCCAAGUGUCCGGCCUGCGAGGAGCCGCUCUCGGACAACCAGUCUCUCAUCGGUCGCUUGGCCAUGCUGUCCACCCAACGGAAACUCCUGCGGAGCACCAAGGCCCCGGGCAAGGGCCGCCGCGACAAGGGCGGCAAGGCUGCCGCCGCUGCCAAUGCCGCCGCCGCCGCCACGAAGCCCUCCUCCGACUCGCAUGACGAAGUCCAGCGUGCUCUGGAGGGCGCGAUCCUGGUGCGUGAUGCGCAGGUGGAGCGCGGCAAGAAGAAUGCCAAGCGCUCGGUCAUCCGCGAUCUCGACACGGAUUACUUCGCGGCCGACAGUGCCGCCACCAUGUCCUACCUGUCGGACACACAGAAGGAGCGCCUGCGCGAAGCACAAGACCGCCUGCUGGCCGUGCUGGAAAAGAACCGGUCCUCUUUCGCGUCGUACAGCUCCGGGCACAUUGGCAAGAAUGAGGGCAAUGCCCGGACCAUGCUCCUGGACCUGGAUCUGGAGACCAUGAGUGUCAACAUCACGGAUGGCCACGAUGCGGAGGUGGAGAAGGCCAAGCAGCAAUACGAGGAGGAGUAUGCCAGCAUUCUGAUGUCCAACCGCGAGGACAUUGCCCGGCUGGAUGAGAUCGCCGCGCAGAAUCUCCAGCGUGCACGCGACGACCUCAUCAAGUCCAUGCAAAGCAAAAACAGCGCCGAGUUCCCGGACCUCAUGGAUAAACCCGCCAGGCAGAAGCCCAUCGUCGGCCGCUCCAAGCUGUCGGUCUUCCAGGAUGAUGAGGAAGACAACGCAUUGGCUCGGGCCGCCGACGCUGCCUUUGCUGAGGCCGAGGCUGACACCGGGUCAGGGCUCGACACCGAGGCCGACCCGCCAGCCGCCCUGGACUGCCGACUGCCGAAGACCUUCUCCGCGCAGGACUUCGGCAAGUGCAUUGCCUUCCCGCAGCCGUGGGCGUCGCUGAUCGCACGCGGGGUAGUCCCCUUCGCUUACAGUGACCAGCGCCCGACCUACCGUGGUCCGGUGUGGAUCGCCUCCAAUAGCAACACCGAGCCGAAGGACCGGCUGAAGGCCAUCACCACCGCCGUCAUCGACCACUAUACGGCCAACACGGAGCCCAUCGAUCGGCCCCAUCACUCGAACGACUUCAUCUUCUACACCGGCAACCACAUCUACGGGCGAGUGGAGAUCGUCGACAUCAUCACACGCGAGGAGUUCGCCGCCCGCUAUCCCCACCUGCUGGAGGUCCCGUACGCUACGCAGUCCAACAUGUCCGGGCCGUAUGUCUUCCUCUUCCGCAAUCCGGAGUCCUUGUACAAGCCGGUCCCGGUGGACCCGAGCUUCUCCAUCUGGGAUCUCCCAAUGCCGGCCAUCACCAUGCUCAAGGAGAUGAUCGAGCGCUCCAAGGUGGGCGUGUCCUUCUCGGCCAUGCUUGGCCAGUUCCAGUGAACAAGGACCUGCGUCCCCUCUCCCCGCCACACCAUAGGCGGGGGGGAGGAAAUCACCGCGCACACACACCAAUAAAUGCCCCAUAGACAAAGCCGCACGUCCGGGGCCGCCGCCA